AGCAGCGACUCACUAUGAGGGGAACUUUAUCACUAUGAAACUUAGGAAGAUUUGCAAAAUAUUGUAAAAAUUACCAAACCCCCUCGUGAAUCAACAACGUCCCCCAAGGGUUUAAGAUUUUUAGCUUAGUUCGCCCGGAAUGGGCCUCUCCACUCACUAUUCUGACACUUUUUUUUUUGAAAGAAUGUGUGAGACAGGCAGUUAGCGGCUAGCUAGGAUCUGGGAGGUGAGACAGGCGGCAGCAGAACAAAAGAAUCCUCUUUUUUGCGUUUUGACCGGUUGUACUGACACCAAGUCCAUGCAGAACGUGUCAUUGCCAUCACAAUGCCCGUCUUACUUUUCCUGAUAGACACGUCCGCUUCAAUGAACCAGCGCACCCAUCUGGGCACUACCUAUCUGGACAUAGCAAAGGGCGCUGUUGAGACUUUUAUGAAGCUCAGAGGGAGAGACCCGGCGAGCCGCGGGGACCGGUACAUGUUGGUAAAUUUUGAAGACGUUCCGUUCGGGAUAAAGGCUGGAUGGAAAGAGAGCCACGCCACUUUCAUGACCGAGCUGAGGAACCUCCAAGCAACCGGACUCACAUCUAUUGGCCAGUCCUUGAGGACAGCUUUUGAUUUACUCAAUCUCAAUAGAUUAGUGACUGGGAUAGACAACUAUGGACAGGGAAGAAACCCUUUUUUCCUCGAGCCUGCCAUCAUAAUCGCAAUCUCCGACGGCAACAAGUUGACCAGCAGUAGCGGAGUCCAAGAUGAGCUCCAUCUGCCCUUGACCACGCCGCUGCCAGGUAGCGAACUGACCAAGGAGCCGUUCCGCUGGGACCAGCGUCUGUUCGCGCUGGUGCUGCGUAUCCCUGGCAACGCUUCGGUGGAGCCAGAACCCCUCGGCGGCGUCCCAUCUGAUGACUCUCCCAUCACACCCAUGUGUGAGGUCACCGGAGGGCGUUCCUACAGCGUGUUCUCCCAGCGCAUGUUGAAUCAGUGUCUGGAGUCUCUGGUGCAGAAAAUUCAAAGUGGAGUGGUGAUAAACUUUGAGAAGACGGGGCCUGACCCUCCUCCACUAGAAGAUGCUCCGGCCGAGGCGCUGAAGUCUGGGCUGCAGCCUUGGCAUUGCUGUCACAAGCUGAUCUACGUGCGGCCCAACCCAAAAACUGGUGUUCCUAUUGGUCACUGGCCCAUCCCCGAGGCCUUCUGGCCAGAUCAGAACUCCCCAACGCUGCCCCCGCGCUCGGCCCACCCCCACGUGCGGUUCUCCUGCGUGGACGCUGAGCCCAUGGUGAUAGACAAGGUUCCCUUCGACAAGUACGAGCUGGAGCCGUCGCCGCUCACGCAGUAUAUUCUGGAGAGGAAGUCCCCGCACACCUGCUGGCAGGUGUUUGUGAGUAACAGUGCCAAGUACAGUGACCUGGGCCAGCCCUUUGGCUACCUAAAGGCCAGCACAGCGUUGAACUGCGUGAACCUGUUUGUAAUGCCCUACAACUACCCCGUGCUGCUGCCACUGCUGGACGACUUGAUCAAAGUGCACAAGUUCAAGCCAACCAUCAAAUGGCGGCAGUCCUUUGAGAACUACCUGAAGACGAUGCCUCCCUAUUACAUCGGGUCCCUGAGAAAAGCUCUGAGGAUCAUGGGAGCACCGAACCUGCUGGCUGACAACAUGGAGUACGGUCUGAGCUACAGCGUGGUCUCCUACCUGAAGAAGCUCAGCCAGCAGACAAAAAUCGAGUACGACCGUCUGAUCGCCUCGAUUGGUAAGAAGCCUCCUCCCCCGGAGCCGGGUAUCAAAGUCCGCUGGAGGGGAGGAGGAAUCUCUCUGGCCCAGCGCCGGGACUUCAUCCAGCAGCUGCAGACGCUCACGGGAGACACGCCGGUCCUGCCGCUGGAGCUCAACCCCAAAGAGUUCCAGGGCUUCCACCUGGCCCUGCUCAACAAGGGCCUGAAACCCCAGACCUUUAGGAAUCCCUACGACGUCCCGCGCAGCCAUCUGCUGGACCAGCUCAGCCGGAUGAGGAGGAACCUGCUUAACACCAGCGUCUGCACUCUCCGAGGGCAGGACUCCGACCAGCUCCACAGCGUGCCAAUCGCCCAGAUGGGAAACUACCAAGACUUCCUCAAAGCUGCUCCCCAGCCUCUCCGAGACGCAGAUCCUGAACAGCCCAAGCGUUUGCACACGUUCGGUAACCCCUUCAAACUGGACAAGAAGGGCAUGAUGAUCGACGAGGCGGACGAGUUUGUGACUGGUCCCCAGAACAAGGGAAAAAGACCCGGAGACAGCAGCAACAUGCAGGGGGGAGGCCCCAAGAGGCGGCGCUGCAUGUCCCCUCUGCUGCGGCUGGGCCGGGCCUACACUCCCCCCGUAACCCCCCCUGCCAGCCCACGCCCCUCAACAGACAUGGACAUGAACGAUGACGCAGCAGAGCCGGAGCUGAUCAUCAACCACCUGGACCUGGACCUGAACCACUACAGCUCAGACAGCAGCUGUGAUCUGGAGGUGGAUGACCCGUCGGGGCCCGCCGACCCCCAGGAGAACCACACGGGUGACGACCCGGGGGAGGAGGAGCAGAACGGGACGCCCCGGCCAGGUGAACCCCCGCUGGGCGGAGAGGACGGGCCCCACAUGGUCCUGCUGGAGGACCCGGCAACACGCUUCCUGUCUCCCACAGCGCUGAAGAAACACAUUCACACAGAGACAACAAAGGUGAACAACGAGCUGCGAGCGCUCAUCACCAAGGAGAUCAGAAAACCCGGCAGACACUACGACAAGAUCUUCCACCUCCUGAAGCAGAUCCAGGGCACGCUGGACACGCGGCUCAUCUUCCUGCAGAACAUCAUCAAAGAGGCCGCCAGGUUCAAGAAGCGCGUUCUCAUCGAGCAGCUGGAAAACUUCCUGGAGGAAAUCCACAACAGAUCCAACAACAUGAACCACGUGGACACACUCUGAGACCAACCAGACUCUGAACUGCCCCAGCCACCGUUCCUACCCCCCCUGACCCCUCCUGAUACCCCCCCCCCCCCCCCCUCCCUGACCCACGACGGCCCCCAGCCCCCCAUCACCUCUUCAGUUCUCUCUCCGUGUCAUUCACAUCCGUGCUGGUUGUUAGGAAGUGAAGCAGUUUGGACCCGGGACGAUGCAAGUGAAGUUUGCCGGUAUCUUAAAGAAUGACUGAUGGAGCAGUUAUUGCUGCGUGUUAAGUGUUUCCCUAUGCAACGAGAUGCCUUUCGGAGGUUUGGUUACAGCUGCUUUCAGAUCCUUUUCUGGAACAUUUGCCACGACAAAUAAUUUUCUUUUUUUUUGCCAACAAAUUGGACAUUACUCCUCCAAUGAGAGGCAGCAUUAAAGAGCAGUGUUUUGUGACCAGCAGUGCAGGAAGGGUUUGGUAUGUGUGUUUGUUUCCUGAGAACUCAGGGUCAAAAGGAUCCGGUGGAGAUGCUGAUGAGUUUCCCCUCAAGCCUUUUCAUUCAUCCACUUUCCCCUUCAUGAAAAGUCUUACUGUUUCUUGUGUUUUGAUUUGUGGGAGGAUAUAACUGUUGUCAGAAUCGUUUUGUUCAAACUGACUUCCGACAGUCCAGUAACAGGAGCUCUUCAAUACUCUCAAUCAUUAACGGGUAGGAUUUGGCUCCAGCAUUGAAUUUGUCAAUUGUCGUCUACCCUGUUACAAAUGAAAUUAAUGUUAUUGAGUAAUAAUUUAAGAAUUAGACAAAGAGUUUGAGUUCCCCCUCUUUGGGAGGGGAAAAGGAUCUGCAGUUUUCUUUCCAUUUGAACACUGUAAUCCUAAAGUCAGUAAGCUCAAUGCAAAGUUAAACCACCUUGAAUGAUGCAGCAUCAAUAGUGAUGGAUGAUGAAUUACAGGGACAAAAAGCUCAGGAACUGAUAUAAAUGCAUCAAUAUCAGCAAUAAUAACGUUUGAGCCUCCUCCCCAUUUGGACUAUAUUUUAGCCUUAAGUGGCUGAUGGGAAACGCGCGCCGUCGUCUGCUGAAGUGAAGCGGGAUUGUGGAUUUCCAGCUCGUCCCAGGGAGCUGGUGCUGCCAAACCACUCCACCCCAACCCCCUUCUACGCCCGGAAUCUCAAAACAACUUCUUAACGCACAACCUUCAAUGCACUUGUGUAAAUUUGAGAAUUCUUAUUUAAUGUAAUUUAAAAGAUUUUUUUUUUUAGGGUUCAUUGUUCUCAAAUGUACACAAAUAAGGCCACGUUAAGUUGUCGAGGUCAAAGGUUGGUUUGUGAUUUCUAAAGGCAGCCCUCUUCCACUCCCUCCCUCCUUGGACGGGGACCAAAAUCUGCCAUAACUUUGUCUUUUGUUUGUGAAGAGGUCGCUACCAAAAGAGUAUUUUGAAUACACUGUAAAGUUGUAAAUAACCCUAGAGUUACUAUUUAAAGAGAAUGUUAAGUGCAAAAUGGCCUUUUUGUAAGUAUUUCCAUGAAUAAAGUUUCUAUUUUACACUGUGAAUGGCCAUGUAAAUAAAGUGUUCUGUAAAGAUGUGACUCUGUUGAUCUUUGUUUCGGCAUUAAGAUGAAAGAGGAUUAAAAAAAAAAAAGAGGCAUUGAUAGAAGAGAAAGAAUCCAAUGUGUAAAAACAUAGUAAAAUUUUAUUUACAUUUAUGUACAAAAAUAAUGUCCCUCUUUCUGAAGUGUCGUGGAGCCUCCACAAAUAAAUACCGGUAGUGAAAGUAGCUCAUACAGUACAGAGCGUGGUGUGGCGUUG
Molecule: messenger RNA, 4698 nt
Organism: Cololabis saira (Pacific saury)
Lineage: Eukaryota; Metazoa; Chordata; Actinopteri; Beloniformes; Belonidae
Gene: ints6
Product: integrator complex subunit 6
Exons: 18
Coding region: 325-2934 (869 amino acids)
Biological process (GO): snRNA 3'-end processing
Cellular component (GO): integrator complex
Source: RefSeq, a predicted model, not a curated record